Messenger RNA from Arthroderma uncinatum, 1350 nucleotides. RefSeq names its product COP9 signalosome complex subunit 1. The coding region runs from base 1 to 1350 and encodes 449 amino acids. Gene Ontology annotation, cellular component: COP9 signalosome. The record is from RefSeq and is a predicted model, not a curated record. The transcript has 4 exons. Lineage: Eukaryota; Fungi; Ascomycota; Eurotiomycetes; Onygenales; Arthrodermataceae.
AUGGAUAUAGAAGGCGGGGAGAACCCAGGUCGAAAUCCCACGGGAAGCUCGCCUGGCAUUACUGUUGACGAACCCCCCAAAUUUGAUCUUGAAUCCUACAUUUCGAAUUAUACCGUGGAGGCUCUGAGCCGUGUUGCUCCUUCAGAUAGCGAGGCCAUACUCGACACAGAAUGGAUAAAUCAUACGACCAAAGUUGUCAAGGCUGAUACGAACCGGUUAGAACGUGAACUGAAGGGGUAUAAAAACAACUUGAUCAAGGAGAGCAUUCGAAUGGGAAACGAGGACCUUGGCCACCACUACCACCAGAUAGGCGAUUUAACUGCAGCCUCGCACGCAUUCACAAGGAUGAGGGACUUUUGCACUACAACCUCCCAUAUUGCCUCGAUGCUUUUUAAAAAUAUUAUUGUUGCUGUCGAUCGCGGUGACUGGCUUGGUGUCCAAGCGAACAUUCAUCGAUUACGCAGCCUCCAGUUUAAACCGGAAGAUGAAUCGAAGAGUAAGGCGAAGAUCUUCACAUCGAUGGCCCUAUCUCAACUCGCAACGGGAUCCUACCUUGAAGCAGCGAAGACAUUCCUAUUAACUGACCCAGCGCUUGGAGGCAACUACAAGGAAGUAAUCUCACCAAAUGAUGUAGCAGUCUAUGGAGGGCUCUGUGCUCUAGCCUCGAUGGACCGAAUGGAACUUUCCAAACAGGUUCUUGAAAACAAGCCGUUCCGAAGCUUCCUUGAGCUAGAACCUCACAUCCGCCAAGCCAUUUCCUUCUUCUGCGCUUCUAAAUUUCGGCUUUGUCUAGAUAUCUUGGAAGCUUACCGAGCUGAUUAUCUACUUGACUUACAUCUACAGAAACAUGUUCGGGUAUUAUACAUGCGCAUCCGCACAAAGGCAAUACAACAGUACAUCAUUCCCUUUAGCCGUGUGACGCUUGAUGGUAUGGCUAAAAUAUUCUCACCCAAGGAGCAAGUCAGGAAUGAGCAGGGAUUGAUCAACCCAAAUGGUCCAUUUGUGUCAGAAUUAAUCGGCCUUAUCCAAAGUGGAACUCUGGAUGCUAGGAUGGAUUUUGAAAAGGGUGUAAUCGUCACUAGACAAACGCUGAUGAGGGAGAAAUUACACCAGGAUGCGCUGGAGACUAUGAGAGAGUAUAUGGAGAAUGCGCACAUGCAGCUCUUGCGCAUCAAUGUUUUGAAUGCCGGGUUGGAAGUUCCGAGUACUCAAGGAUAUGGCAUCAGAAACGAGGCAGAUGCAAUCGCUAUAGCGCAAGCGGCUAGCCUUGAGGAUCAAGAACAACACCUUAAGGCUGGGUCUCGAAAGGGCAUUGCAGCAAAGUUGGGAGCAGCGUUUGGUGAUAGAUAG